UACAGGAACUGACAGUUGGAGGAGGGUUAGAAUACAUUCACCAAGGCUCACGUUGCCUCAUGGUAAAACAAAAUGCACCAGAUAACCGACUAUGCGCUCCUUGGAGCCUCAGGAGGGAUGCCACCACCUUCACUGCCCAUCAAACAGCGCAGGAGCAAGUCCUCCAGCUCAAGCUCCAUUCAGGAUCUAGAGUUAAAGGUAGGAGAUCUACACUCAUCUGGACCACAGACCCCUUUGUCUCCGUUUACAGAGGUGUUCAGCACACCUACUGACUGUAAUGCUUCCCACUGUCCUAUACAUCAUCGCUAUGAACAACACCAGGCGAGAUUCUUCUCAGACCAAACUCCUCCUCCAAUACCCCAAAAGACUCUGAUGAGAACCCUAUCCCUCCCAACGGAUGCUCUUGACCCACCUUACCAAGAUAAAAUCUCUAACUAUGAAAAUCCCCUCUACAUGUUAACACCAUUACAAGGCCCACUGAUACUAAAAGAGGAGGACAAAGAGGAGCAACAUCAAGCUCAGUCCAUGUACCAGAUGACCUUUGAUAUGCCAGAUGAACAGCUUUACGGAUUCUUCAGAAGCUUCCAAAGCCAUGAGCAAGUUUCUGUGGGGAUUCAAAAGUGUUAUCUUCAUUUCCUGAGGAACACAUUACAGAACAUUGAAAUGAAAGUCUAUCUAAAUGAGCAGGAAAUGGAGAACGCGAAGACAUCUCAGCCUAAUGACUUUCUAUUGUGUGGGCAACAGUGGACUAAGAGGGAUAUUUUCUACUUGGUGCAUUGUCCAAAGAUUCCUGGAAGGAUGUUUUCAGCAAAGGUUCACAAAGGGAAUUCCGAAUCAGAUUGCUCUACACCUAUGCUGCAUCCAAAUAUAGAACAAAGUGUGGUCCAUUUCCCGCUAAGCACAUUUAUGGAUCAAACUUGUGCCUCACAAUCAGAGACUGCUCAGACAACACCAGAGUCAUCACAAGGGAGCGGCACAGAGGUAUGUCAUCAGCAAACGGUUGUCUCUCUUUUAAUGAAAGGUGUCAGUGUGACUGUAGUAAGAGACUUUCCACUGGGAACACUGGAGGACUUUGUUAAGGAUGGACACACGUUACACUGGACUCAUCCUAAGGUUUAUGAAAGGAGGCUUUGUCUUAUUGUCCUCCAGUUGGUACUAGGACUUCAGCACUUAGGAUCUUAUAAUGCCAUUCACAGGGAACUGAAACCACAGAGUGUUAUGUUAGUGUGGCCUAGUAUCAAGUUGGUUGCAAGUAGGGAAAACCCAACAGAGAUCAAGAAGGGAAGGGACAUAAAUGAGAUCUCAAUACCCAAUGAGAAUUUGAAAGGUGAGAUGUGUCAAACCCUAUGGGAGAAGUGGGGCACUCCUCGUGUAGUGCUGAACAGCCAUGUAGAGAAAGAGGUCUUUCAAGCAACAACUUCCCUGGAGUUCCAGUUGGGGAACUUGCUAAAGAACUGUCUGCAUCUUACCGACAGUGGGUUGUCAAUGUGGAAAACACCACAAGACACUCCUUACAUUCAAGGUUUGCUAUGGCUGGUCACCCAUCUUACAUCCGAGAAACCAGGACUACUAAUGGCCGAUGUGCCAGGUGUCCUCCAGGCCUUACUUUGGGGUCCACGAAAGAGACUCUUCCAGCAAAACCAACAAGAGAGCACUGUACUUUCUAAUUGGCUGCUCCUGAAGCGAUCUCUUUUGGUUCUCAAGCUUGCAGAGAGGGGACUGUUUCACAAUCACCAUAGCUUGGACUGGGAAGACUAUCUCUGUCUGCAAUACCUAUCCUUCACUAACUCUGAGAAUUUGUGUACUGUUACUGAACAAAUGGGCCUUCAUGACUUUGUUAGAACAGCUUAGAUAAAAACACAAAUAUUGUUAAUGACCUAACUUGCAAUUCACUGAGAAGGUAGCCCAAAAGGACUGUAAGAAAAAGAAAAAAAAAAUAGUUCUCAGCUAUAUGGCUUCAAUUAACCAUUUUGAUAUAAAGAAAUCACCCUGUCCUACACCCCAAUAUUUGUAAUUCACUUUCCAUUAUGUACUGAUCAUAUACUUCUCAGAAUUACAUGCCCACAACUAAAACUUCAAAUCACUUGAAAAUGUUCAAACAAAUCACUACUCUUUUCACCCCACUCUUUUCCUUAUGCUUCUUGUGACAAUAUAUAAAAAUUAAAGAA
Molecule: messenger RNA, 2168 nt
Organism: Xyrauchen texanus (razorback sucker)
Lineage: Eukaryota; Metazoa; Chordata; Actinopteri; Cypriniformes; Catostomidae
Gene: peak3
Product: PEAK family member 3
Exons: 4
Coding region: 73-1851 (592 amino acids)
Biological process (GO): protein phosphorylation
Molecular function (GO): protein kinase activity
Source: RefSeq, a predicted model, not a curated record